AGUCACGCAUCGUUUCGUUGGCCGCCAAAAUAUAUCGCGCGUUAAAAAUUAAUAUUUUUUAAAAAUCUCAUAGACCGUGGAUUAUUUCUUAUGUGCUAACAUUUCAAUUAACAGCGUAGACGACGUGUCAAUUUUUAUAAAAAAAUUUUAUAAAAAAUAUUCGAAAUUAUUUAGCAUUCCUAGGAUACGAUACCAUUCACACGGUUUUUAUAUAUUGGAUUUUGAAUUUUACUGAAUUGUAAAGCUUCUUACGCUAAAAUUAGACUACAUUGAAAAUGGAUAUAUCGGCCUAUCAGCACAUGAACAUACGUAUGAGCACACGCGGCAAACGUCCUUUACGCAAUUUGACACCCAGCGAUAAAGUACGCGCCAUACAACGUAUACAUAAUGGAGAAACGAAGGCUUCAGUUUCACGCGAUAUUGGUGUACCGGAAUCUACGUUACGUGGCUGGUGUAAAAAUGAACAAAAAUUACGUUUUAUGUGUCGUCAAAUGAGUGUAGAUCAAAUGUCACUGCCUGGUUUGGAGAAUCCUCCAGAAAAACGUACGAAGCUAGAGAAUCAUCAUGCAUCAGCGAAAUUUCAAAGCAUUUCAAGCUUUGAUGAUUUUGCCUAUAAUCGUUUACCACUUAGUGGCAUGGAUUUUGCUGUCAAUGCUAUAAACAACAAUAACCAGAAUUCCAAUGGUAGCAAUAUUAGUAGCUGCAAUGCAUUCCUAGAAAAAAUCGCUUUGAAUGAUUUUAUUAAAAAAACCACUUCCCAGGCGGAGUCUAACAAACAAUUUGGUAUAAGUUCACAUCUUCAGAAUAUCGGUUCAUUACCUAUUUCUGGAGAUUUUUCGCAACUUGCUAUGGUGCAAAAUAUAAAUUUAAUGUCCUUACUAAAUCCAAAUUUGGUAAAUGUUCCGAGCGCUGGUAGCUCAAUGGAAAGUACAAAAGUAAAAAUACCCUUACGCUCAUCUAAUUCGACUGAAGAUACAAGGGAGAGUACCAAAAGUACACCAACGACUCCAUUGAGUGUGAAAAAUUGGGCUAAAGAUCCUUCCGAAAACUUAUCUCCGAUUAAGAAUAGCACAAGCAGUAUCAAUAGCAGCAAUAAUAAACGGAUUAAUGUUAACAACAACAACAACAACAAUGAUACAAAUAACAACGACGUCAAGCCAAAAUCAUUACAAUCACAAUUGCAAUUGGCUGAAAUUGGCACAUUUCCAUUCCUACAAACUGGCAUGCCAUCGAUAUUGAAUCCCAACGCAGACCCAGAUAGCGCCAAUUCAGCUCUAUUGGAAUGGUGCAAAGUUUUUAAUGCGAGUUUAAAUUUUUUGGCACUAACUGCUGCUGCUGCAGCUCUUCAGUCUCCUACUGUAAAUUUAUCUAACACAAAUGACGAAAAUGAAAGCAAUACUAUACAGGCACGUCCUACCGAGAAUAUUUUGUAUAGUCAACUAACUAAAAUGCCUCAUAGCUUUCAUAUGAAUUCAAACAGCUUGAUGCAUAGCGACAUGUCCAACGAUAGUUACUAUGACAGCGAACCAGAGGAUUUGUCAUUUCGUUCUAAUACAUCGAAAAUAUCUAGCCCAGCUCACAGCCGUUCACAAAGUCCAGCUAAGAGCAUCUCUUCUGCAGUGCAGAGUGACUCUGAACCAUAAAGGAUUAAACGUAUUCGAAUCUGAUCGCUUGUAGAUAAAAACAACUUAGUCUUAACUUUUAGUAUUUAAAUAUGAAAAAUUCCUGAAUAAAGUCUUUAGAAUAAUUUGAUAGAAUAUUUUAAAUAAACUAUGUCACUGUACAAUGUACA
Molecule: messenger RNA, 1792 nt
Organism: Teleopsis dalmanni
Lineage: Eukaryota; Metazoa; Arthropoda; Insecta; Diptera; Diopsidae
Product: protein distal antenna-related-like
Exons: 2
Coding region: 276-1643 (455 amino acids)
Molecular function (GO): DNA binding
Source: RefSeq, a predicted model, not a curated record